This is a messenger RNA of Mucor mucedo, 933 nucleotides long. RefSeq lists its product as uncharacterized. The transcript is spliced from 2 exons. Bases 36 to 695 code for a protein of 219 amino acids. Gene Ontology annotation, biological process: regulation of transcription by RNA polymerase II. Gene Ontology annotation, molecular function: DNA-binding transcription factor activity, RNA polymerase II-specific; sequence-specific DNA binding. Gene Ontology annotation, cellular component: nucleus. The record is from RefSeq and is a predicted model, not a curated record. NCBI's taxonomy places the organism in Eukaryota, Fungi, Mucoromycota, Mucoromycetes, Mucorales, Mucoraceae.
CUUAAUUACUCCUUUUUUUUUAUCUCCCUUAUAAAAUGUCAUUUUCCUACGAUUUUCUGUAUAACAAUACCAAUAUGAAUUAUCCUGCCUACACAUUCAAUCAAGAAAAAGAGAAUUUUGGCCAACAGGUCUAUUCUUAUUAUCCACAAGAGGUGCAUCAACAACCUUAUAUGUGUUUUGACAACACUUAUAGCAAGACUGAUCCUAUGUAUCUUGGUGCUCAACCUACUAUGCCUUUAUUUCAAUUCGACAGUAACUUGAAUGAAUCUGUUGUCUUAAACGAUGAUAACUUCUCCAUAGCCACUGCUUCCGAUCUUUAUUAUAACAAUACAUCACCCUCAUUAUUAUCCACUGCACAAUUGACUCCAUAUUCUACACCCUCGCCUCAAAUAAAUUCAUUAUAUGUUGGGGAUACAUCCUGUUGUGAAGGUCCUUACAACUAUUAUAGCCAAGAACAAUUAUUUGCGCCAGUCGAAGUCAAUACCAAGGUUUCCAAGAGGAAGGUUUCAUCAAUUACCGAAAAGAGACAUAUUUGUCCGAUUUGCAGUCAUAGAUCAAAACGUAGACAUAAUCUUGUCGAACAUAUGCUCACCCACAACCCUAUGAGACCAAAGACAUUUAAAUGUAGCCAUUGUACACGUCCUUUUGCAAGAAAAUAUGAUAUGAAACGUCACGAAAAGAUUCAUACAAGAUAAAGUUGGUAGAUAGAAAGCUGCCCCACAAUACCCAUAAAUGAAAAUACCAAGAAUACCAAGCCAAGAAAAAAAAACACACACCCACAUCUUCAAUUAUUAACUGUACAAUAUCACAUACUUUCCCAUACAAAUCAUUAUUAUGACCCCAUUCCUUUUUACAUUCAAAUCCCCUAUGCAAGUGUUUACUUUGUAUUCUUCUUAUUUUUAAAAAUAAAAUAUUUUUUUAAAAAAAAUUAAA